UUGGUCGUAACUUCCCCUCCAAGGAGUAAGCGUCUUUUAAUUUCAUGGCUGCAGUGAUUUUAGAGCUCAAAAAAAUAAAGUCUGCCACUGUUUCCACUGUUUCCCCAUCUAUUUGCCAUGAACAUAUAGGUCUAGUACCUGAAUAUAUAAUAGAUACUUAAAAAUCAACCCAGUUUAAAAGUUAGCUAAGAAUUUGAAUAGACAGUCCAAUAAAGAAGACAUACAAAUGGCCAGUAAACACAUGAAAAGAUGCUCAGUAUUGUUAGUCAUUAGAAAGAGGCCAACCAAUGCUUUGAGAUACCACUGCACACCCACUUGGAUGUCCAGAGCCAAAAUAACAGCUGUUGGUGAAAAUGCGGAGAAAUUGGAGAAAUGUUUGUUUAUAUUUUGUCUACGUAUUCACUAUCCUUCUCUACUCCCACUGUUAAUGUGAAAAUGCAAAAAUGGUGCAGCCAAUUCUUCAAAAUGUUAAACAGAAAUAUGAUCUGUCAACUCCAUGAACCUAAGUGUAUACGCAAGAGAGUUCAAGGCAUAGAACCUCUUAUGUGAACAUUCAUAAUAACAUUUAUUAAUUGCAUAAUAGCCAAAAGGUGGAAACCACCCAGAUUCUCAUUAACUGAUGUGUAGAUGAACAAAAUACGUUCUCUCCAUAAAAUGGGAUAUUAUUCAGCCAUAUAAAAGAGUGAGGGACUGAUGCAUGCUUUGAUACGGAAGAAUCCUGAAAACGUACCAAGUGAGAGAAGCCAGACACCAAAGGCCACAUAUUGUAUGAUUCCAUUUUAUGUGCAAGUCCAGAAGAGGUAAAUCCAUAAAAACAGAAAAUAAAUUAGUGGUUGCCAGGAGAUGGAGGAAGGGAGAAACUGGGAGUGACUGCUUUCUUGUAGGGUUGAAGGAAGUGUUCUGGAAUUAGAUAGUGGAGAUGUUUGUACAGCUCUGUGCAUAUACUAAAAAUCACUGAAUUAUAUACUUUAAAAUGGUGAAUUUAUGAGAUUUAUAUGUCGAUAAUAAUUUUUAUGUUAUUUAAAUUAUAGAAAGAAGGAAUAAUUAAUUAUACAAUGAUCAGAGAAGGUUCAUGAGACGACAUUUCAGUUGGGCUCAGUCUGUUUCACUCUGGAAAGUGCUUUGGGCCUUCAGUAACAUGAUGAACUUGAAGUUUAUUCUGAAAGCAGUGGGAAUUGAUCCAAGGGUUUGAGUAGUGGAGUGAUUAUAUCUUCAAAGCAGUGUUCUUUAGAAAAGUGUAGUAAGUGGAUUGACGCAUAAGGAGACCUUCUCGGAGGCUGUUACAGUACAUAAGAAAUUUAUCAACUAGAAGGAAAAGUAAAGGAGAAGAAAGAAAAGACAGCCCCAAGUUUGGGUGCCUGGAUAGAUGGUGACGCCAUUGAUGGAGUGAGACAGAGGCAAGGAGAAGGAUUUAGGGGAAAGAAAUGGCGGUCAGCUUUGGAUGGACUGAGUUUAAAGCAGCCAUGGGAGGUUCAGGUGAAAAGACCAUCCUCCAGGCACAGGGAGAUAACAAGGAUGAACCUCAGAAGAAAAGAUUGGAUUUUGAAAUAUUGAUAGAGAUCUGGGUAGCCUCAGCAUAUAGGUGGCAGUUGAAAUUGGGAACUAGAUGAUAUCACCAAGGACAGAGAAGAUGAGAGAGCUGAGGGUGGAAUUUCAGAGCUUCUGUGCUUCUGUGACACACUGCAUCAACCUCUAAACAGUUGCUGCUGUAUUUGUAUUUUAAUUAUUUGUUUGUCCUCCUCUAUUGGACUGAGUUCCUGAAGGCCAGGACCAUGCCUACGUUGGCAUAUUCCUCCUCCACAGCUGGCACAGGGCCUGGCAUGUGUCAGCUCUCUGUAGAGGUUUGCAGAGCUGAAGGCUCACCUAGAUUUAAGAGAGGAGGCAGGGGUAAAGCUACAGCUGCGGGGAGGGGUGCGACCCAAGUCAGUGUCAAGAUGAGAAGUCAGAAGGGGGCAGCAGGUUGAGGAGGUGGGUAUUUAAAGAGCUCUGGAGAGAUGAGGACUAAGAAGAAGCCAUGGAUUUCAGAAGAGCAUGGUAAUGGGAGGAGCUAAACUGUGUAUGCUGGUGGGCGACUAGAAGACUAAGAAGCCUGGGCUCUACAUAGAGACUCCUGCUUGGAAGCUUGUUGGCUGUGAAAGGAAGGAGAAGAGAAGGAGGCGGUGGCUUGAAGACUAAUCAGAGUUGAUGGAAGGUUUUGGUGUAGUAGUCUGUUUCAUUUUAGGACAGGAAGCUUGAGCUUUUUUCUAGGGUGAAGGGAAGGAGCCAUUAGAAUGAGGAAACUUUGAGGAUAUGUAAAUGAUGCCCAAGAGGAGCCCGAGGCUGUUGGAGGCCCUAACCCUGUACAGGGAUUAGCCGGAGUUUCUCUUCUAGGGCAAAGGGUAAGGGUAGCUGCGGAUGCUUUGAAAUGGAGUGAAGUUGGGAACAGUCUUACCAGAUGAUAUUAUCUGCAGAGACUAAGAGGAGGGCUGAGGGCUUGAGAGGCAUGGAGAAGAUGAAACAGACAUACUCCCAGUAUAUGGUGACACCAGCCAGAGAUCGUCGGAAGGCCGACUCUCUCUGGAUUCCCAGGAAGGGGACAGUGGCUUGGACUCCGGCACAGAACGCUUUCCUUCCCUCAGUGAGUCCUUGGUGAAUCGGAACUCGGUCCUGUCAGACGCUGGGCUGGACAGUCCUCGCACCUCCCCUGUGACCAUGGCCCGCCUGGCGCAGCGCCACCGGCGGCAGGGCUCCGACGCACCAGUGCCCCCCAGCAGCGACCAGGGUGUAGAUCAGAGCCCAAAGCCUUUAAUUAUUGGCCCAGAGGAAGAUUAUGACCCGGGUUAUUUCAACAAUGAGAGCGACAUCAUAUUCCAGGACUUUGAGAAACUUAAGUCGCGGCCAGCUCACCUGGGGGUUUUUCUGCGGUACAUCUUCUCUCAGGCGGACCCCAGUCCCCUGCUUUUUUACCUGUGUGCAGAAGUUUAUCAGCAAACAAACCCCAAGGAUUCCCGAAGCUUGGGAAAAGACAUCUGGAAUAUUUUCCUAGAGAAAAAUGCGCCUCUGAGAGUGAAGGUCCCAGAAAUGUUACAGGCAGAAAUUGACCUGCGCCUGCGAAGCAGUGAGGAUGUGCGUGCGGCUCUCUGUGAGGCUCAGGAGGCAGCCAUGCCUGAGAUCCAGGAGCAGAUCCACGACUACAGAACAAAGCGCACCCUGGGGCUGGGCAGCCUAUACGGUGAAAACGACCUGCUGGAGCUGGAUGGGGACCCUCUCCACGAGCGCCAGGUGGCCGAGAAGCAGCUCGCUGCCCUAGGAGACAUCCUGUCCAAAUACGAGGAAGACAGGAGCGGCCCCAUGGGCUUCGCCCUCAAUACCUACAUGAGCCAUGCGGGCAUCCGUCUUCGAGAAACACGACCUCCCAACACGGCUGAAAAGGCCCAGUCCGCUCCUGACAAAGACAAGUGGCUACCCUUCUUCCCGAAAACCAAGAAGCAGAGCAGCAAUUCCAAGAAAGACAAGGAUGCCUUGGAGGACAAGAAGCGAAACCCCAUUCUCAAGUACAUCGGGAAGCCCAAAACCUCUUCCCAGAGCACAUUUUAUAUUCCCUUGUCCCCUGUGGAAGAGAAUGGAGGAAGAAGAGCAAAGGCUGCUGUCAAACCCGGCAACGUGAGGAACAUCAUUCAGCACUUUGAGAACAACCAGCAGUACGACGCCCCGGAACCUGGGACGCAGCGCCUCUCAACAGGAAGCUUUCCCGAGGACCUGCUGGAGAGCAACAGUUCACGCUCAGAAAUUCGCCUGGGCCGGUCUGAGAGCCUGAAGGGCCGGGAGGAGAUGAAGCGGUCCCGGAAGGCGGAGAACGUGCCCCGCUCUCGCAGCGACGUGGACAUGGACGCCGCCGCGGAGGCCGCCCGCCUGCACCAGUCAGCCUCCUCGUCUGCCUCCAGCCUCUCCACCAGGUCUCUUGAGAACCCAACCCCUCCCUUCACCCCCAAAAUGGGCCGCAGGAGUAUCGAGUCCCCCAACUUGGGGUUCUGCACAGACCCCCUCCUCCCCAACCUGCUAGAAGACGAUCUGGGCCAGCUGUCUGACCUGGAGCCAGAGCCAGACGCCCAGAACUGGCAGCACACAGUGGGCAAGGACGUGGUGGCCAGGCUGAGCCAGAGGGAGAUUGACCGGCAGGAGGUCAUCAAUGAGCUGUUCGUGACCGAGGCAUCCCAUCUGCGCACACUCCGGGUCCUGGACCUGAUCUUCUACCAGCGGAUGAAGAAGGAGGGCCUGCUGCCCCGAGAGGAGCUGGCCCGGCUCUUCCCCAACCUUCCCGAGCUCAUCGAGAUCCACAAUUCCUGGUGUGAAGCUAUGAGGAAGCUCCGGGAGGAGGGCCCCAUUAUCAAAGAAGUCAGUGACCUCAUGCUGGCUCGGUUCGACGGCCCUGCCCGGGAGGAGCUCCAGGAGGUGGCUGCACAGUUCUGCUCCUAUCAGUCCAUCGCUCUGGAGCUGAUCAAGACCAGGCAGCGCAAGGAGAGCCGGUUCCAGCUCUUCAUGCAGGAGGCCGAGAGCCACCCUCAGUGCCGGCGACUGCAGCUUCGAGACCUCAUCAUCUCCGAGAUGCAGCGGCUCACCAAAUACCCGCUGCUGCUGGAGAACAUCAUCAAGCACACGGAGGGCGGCACCUCCGAGCACGAGAAACUCUGCCGGGCCCGGGACCAGUGCCGGGAAAUUCUCAAGUAUGUGAACGAAGCAGUAAAGCAGACAGAGAACCGGCACCGUCUGGAAGGCUACCAGAAGCGCCUGGACACCACCUCUCUGGAGAGGGCCAGCAACCCCCUGGCAGCAGAGUUCAAGAGUUUGGAUCUUACAACCAGAAAGAUGAUCCAUGAGGGGCCUCUGACCUGGAGGAUCAGCAAGGAUAAAACCUUGGACCUCCACGUGCUGCUGCUGGAGGACCUCCUGGUGCUGCUGCAGAAACAGGACGAGAAGCUGCUGCUCAAGUGCCACAGCAAGACAGCCGUGGGCUCCUCGGACAGCAAGCAAACCUUCAGCCCCGUGCUCAAGCUCAACGCCGUGCUCGUCCGCUCGGUGGCCACAGAUAAACGGGCCUUCUUCAUCAUCUGUACCUCUGAGUUGGGCCCACCCCAGAUCUACGAGCUGGUGGCUUUGACAUCAUCAGACAAGAACACGUGGAUGGAGCUCUUAGAAGAGGCUGUUAGGAACGCCACCAGGCUCCCCGGAGCUGCCCCAACACCCAUCCACCCCCCGCCCCCAGGCCCCCAGGAGCCAGCCGACCAGAGCCCCCCACGCAGCAGGGCAGGACCGGAUGACUCCGAGGUGUUCCGUGGUGAAGCGGAGCCUGGGGCAGCCCCUGGAGGCAUGGGGUGCCAGCAGAGGGUCCAAGGGAAGCCCUCGGCCCUGCUGGCAGAUGCUGAGCAGGAGGGCAGCGUGGAGGAAGAGGAACUGGGAGCGCUGCCUCACUCUUCUGCCUCGCUGGACAGUGAGCACAGGGGAAGCAGGACGAGGGACCCCCUCCUCCUGCCCCUCCCAGGCCCUCUCUUCAUAGAAGGACUCGCCGACGCAGCCCUGGAGGACGUGGAGAACCUGCGGCACCUGAUCCUGUGGAGCCUGCUGCCCGGUCACCCCACGGACCCCCGAGCUGCCGGGGAGCCCGAGGACGACCUGACCCCUACACCCUCCUUCAUCAGCAUCACUUCGCACCCCUGGGACCCAGGCUCCCCAGGGCGAGCUCCUGCGGGGACUGAAGGGGACACUGCCCCACUCUUGGGGCCAGAGUGGAGCCAGCCUGGACAGGAGGACAUGGCUUUGCGUUCUCUGGAACAACUGCCCCCAAGGACCAGGAAUUCUGGGAUCUGGGAAUCUCCCGAGCUAGACAAGAGUCCGGAGGAAGAAGCUUCAAGCACAGAGGGCACAGGAAGUUACAAAGUUGUAAGAAAAGCGGAGGUGGCAGGCAGCAAGGUGGUCCCUGCACUACCAGAGAGUGGCCAGGCAGGGCCUGAGCCACCCGAAGCGGAAGGCGGAGCAAAGGCUGCGGGGAACUGCUUUUACGUCAGCAUGCCGGCAGGACCCCCUGACUCAAGUACUGAGCCGUCAGGAGCACACACGAGCCCUUCCCAGCCCGACGGCCUCCCUGCCUGGCAGACAGAGCCUCAGCCCCCACUUCAGGGAGGCCAUGGAGAUCAAAAGCGCCCCAGCCGCUCUCCCCCAAGUCUGGCCCUCAGGGAUGUGGGCAUGAUCUUCCGCACCAUCGAGCAGCUUACCCUCAAGCUCAACCGGCUCAAGGACAUGGAGCUGGCCCACAGAGAGCUGCUCAGGUCCCUCGGGGGCCAGUCAUCUGGCGGCACCACACCUGUGGGCAGUUUCCACACGGAGGCAGCUAGAUGGAUAGAAAGCUCCCUCUCCCCUCCAGCCAAGGAGCCCCCGGCCUCUGACUCCACGGACAGCCGCGAACUGGGGCCCUGUCCUGAGGAUGGCCCCACUCCGCUGGAAGACGGCAUGGCAGACACAGCCGCAUCCCCAGGACCGUAGCUGUCGGAACCACUGAGUCCUCACAUCCCCACUCCUCCGCUAGGGACUGGCCUGAGGCAGGCGCAGGGUGGGGAGACCCCAGACCUCCUCCCUGCGGAAGAGGCGGCUGAGGAGAAGGCUCCAGCCGAGACCCCGGGGGAGAUCCGCAUGUUGCUUGGUCUGCUCAGAUUGGAGUCAAGUGUCAGUGUCUUUUCCCCUCCCUUCAGGCCACCCCUUCAAGGCCUCCUGUCUCUAAGCAUGCAGACUGCAUCUGAAAGGCCCCCCUUAUCCCCACGUACUUGUGCGCGCCUGUAUGUGUGGGUGCCCUCAGACAAGCCAGUGUGAGUGUAAGGAGGCAGCUCCGGUGUAAAUGCACUUUCUUCCUCCCCUCCCUUCUCCACAGGACCCCCAGGCUGGGUGGGUGUCUCCACCUCUCCUCUCUUUGUCACUUUGGUUUCCUAUAAAUAUGUAUGUAUUGUAUGUGUAUCUCUGCGAUUGUAAAUAACUUCACCCUUUUUUGUUUCUGAUCCUGGAGCGCUGGAGGCAGUUACAGAGGGGCUGCUAAGGGAACAGGAGGUUCACUUGGGCCUCCUAGUUAGCGGCCCAGCUCCAGGAUCAGGACCCAGAGGUGGGGCCAUCCCUGAGGCCCCCAGCUUCCAGCCUCCUGGCCCGGUGCUGAGCCCCUCCCUCCCUCCCAAGACUUCUCAUCUUCAGGGGAACUUCUUACCCUACCUGUGUCCACCCUUCCCCACCCUCUCCCCGUAGAAAACCAGUGUAUCAGGUACAGAGCUGAAAACUGGGCCCCAGGACGGGGGGUAGGGGGUUGAAUGCUGGAGUCCCUCAACUAACCUAGGACCAUCCCCAGGGGCUACCACAGCCUUGGCCCCCAUUACCACACCCACUCCACCCCCCACUGACUAAUAGAAUAUACACACUGUGCUAGGUGUAUAUAUACAUAUAUAUAUAUAAAUAUAUAUAUAUAAUAUAUAAAAUAUAGAUAUGGAAAUGACUGUUUUGCUGUUAAAAUAAUGUAUACUCUUUUAUUUUCUUCCUUUCAUGGUUAAGUUUUUUUUGUUUUUUUUUUUUUUUUUUAAGAAAAGUUAAAUAUUCUUCAACUGUG
Molecule: messenger RNA, 7615 nt
Organism: Bubalus bubalis (water buffalo)
Lineage: Eukaryota; Metazoa; Chordata; Mammalia; Artiodactyla; Bovidae
Gene: ARHGEF11
Product: Rho guanine nucleotide exchange factor 11
Exons: 35
Coding region: 2692-6516 (1274 amino acids)
Biological process (GO): G protein-coupled receptor signaling pathway; Rho protein signal transduction
Cellular component (GO): cytoplasm
Molecular function (GO): guanyl-nucleotide exchange factor activity; G protein-coupled receptor binding
Source: RefSeq, a predicted model, not a curated record